Messenger RNA from Colias croceus (clouded yellow), 3921 nucleotides. RefSeq names its product proton-coupled amino acid transporter-like protein CG1139. The transcript has 10 exons. Gene Ontology annotation, molecular function: amino acid transmembrane transporter activity. Gene Ontology annotation, cellular component: vacuolar membrane. The record is from RefSeq and is a predicted model, not a curated record. The coding region runs from base 127 to 1578 and encodes 483 amino acids. NCBI's taxonomy places the organism in Eukaryota, Metazoa, Arthropoda, Insecta, Lepidoptera, Pieridae. Gene Ontology annotation, biological process: amino acid transmembrane transport.
UGCAGUGCCGUUCUGACUGGCGGGUGUGUCGCACGUACGCGACGGUGUAGUAAUAAAAUAAAGUGAUGAAUGGAUAUAUUGUAAACAACAUUUAAUUCAAGAAAAUAAGAUAAAAAAACCACCAAAAUGGGUCACGGCGAGAAGAAAGGCACCAUAGUUUUGGAAAACUUUAAUUCCACUGCCAACCUCGCAUCAAAUCCUGGCUUCCAGUCAACAUUGAGCCUGGGGUCAAAAGAGGUCAUCAAUGAAAAGGCUUACAACCCCUUCGAACAUAGAAGGGUUGAACAUCCGAAUUCGACAAUCGGUUCCUUAGUGCACUUGCUGAAAUCUUCCCUGGGAUCUGGUAUCCUGGCGAUGCCAGCAGCUUUCAGGAAUGCUGGCCUGGCCGCUGGAGCGAUAGGAACCAUUGUCAUUGGAUUCAUUUGCACACACUGCGUUUAUGUACUGGUGAAAAUAUCACAUGAAGUUUGUGUGGAAGCCAAAAAGCCAUCAAUGGGAUUUGCUGAAACUUGUGGUGCGGCUUUCGAGUUUGGACCGAAAAGAUUAAGACCAUGGGCUAACUUCGCAAGGACAUUUAUCGACUGGGCACUCACAUGUACUUAUUUGGCGGCUCUUUGCGUAUACAUCGUUUUUAUAGCAGAGAACUUUAAAGAGGUACUAGACGAAUACAUACCGGAAUACAAGCUAUCUGUAGAAGCAUACUGCGCCUUGACUCUCGUACCUCUUGUCUUGAUAUGUCAGAUACGGAACCUCAAGUGGUUGGUGCCGUUCUCAGCGAUCGCCAAUGUGUUCCUGGUGAUAUGCUUCGCGAUAACUAUGUAUUAUAUCUUCACUGAUCUGCCGAGUCCUAAGGAACGAGAGAUGGUUGCUAGCGUGACGCAGUGGCCACUUUUUAUAAGCACGGUGAUCUUCGCAAUGGAAGGGAUCGGCGUAGUAAUGCCUGUGGAGAAUGAAAUGGCCAAACCUCAGCAGUUCCUGGGUUGUCCUGGAGUACUGAAUGUGGCUAUGACAAUUGUGAUAUCUCUGUAUGGUAUAGUGGGCUUCUUUGGAUAUAUGAAGUUUGGAGAUGACGUCCGUGGUAGUGUCACGUUGAAUCUACCGCAAGAUGAAAUACUCGCCCAAAGCGCAAAGAUCCUCAUGGCAUUGGCAAUUCUCUUCACAUACAGCCUUCAAUUUUACGUUCCUAUGGAAAUGAUAUGGAGACAAUUGCAAGACAAGAUUGCUGUCAAAUACCACAACUUCACCCAAAUUAGUAUACGAACUGGAUGUGUUAUAGGAUCUGUUGCGUUAGCCGCCGCGUUCCCCGACCUGGAGCUGUUCAUCAACCUCUGCGGCGCUAUCUUCCUCUCCAGCCUCGGCCUCCUCACCCCCGCCAUCGUCGACACCGUGCACAACUGGGACAGAGGCUUGGGCAUCUUCAAGUGGAAACUGUUUAAGAAUAUCUUCAUCACCAUGAUUUCCAUGGUCGCUUUAUUCGCAGGCUCCUAUUCGUCUAUCAGCGGAAUGAUUAGGAAGUUUAAUGCACCAAUGUUGGAAAUGAAUGCUACUAGUGUGUUAAAUGAUACGAUGGCGCUAUGAUACUUUAAGUUAAGGAUAGAAUUAGUUCUGUAUAUAAUUUUGACGCUGGUAAAAGCCAGGUUGUAAGUGAUGACAAAUUAAAUAGGUUGUGUUAUUUUUGACGUGCAGUUGCAUGUACGGUACAGAUUGUGGUCUUUGUUAUAAUAUAAAUGUUGAUGAAAAUUGAAAACAUUGAUUCUGUCCGUUUUAAAUAUUAUGUUAUUAAUAAAAUUAAUAUGCGGCUGUAAGUAUAUAUAUUAAUGUGUAAUAAGUACAAAUAACGAGCUGUUCAAUAACUAAUAUUAAGUAUUUUUAUUGUAUUAACAAUAUUUUACUGUGUACUAACAUACUAUUUUACAAGUCUAAACGACUCUAAAAUAGUUAAUCCGAUUUGACGCUGCAAGGCUAGAAGCGUGAACAAAUAUGUUUUGGCAGCUUUCUUUUAAAAUGUUUUCUGACUCUAUAGGAUUUUCACAGUCGAAAUGAAAAUAAAUUCGAUUUAUAUUUCCUAUUAUCUAUGUAACGUAUUAUUUAAAAUGCUAUUUCAUGACGUAAAUAUUUAAAAUUACUUUUUUCUUCUUCUUUAUGAUUUAUGUUUUAAUGAAAAUAAAGGCACAUACAAAUUCGAAUUGCAUGAAAACAAUUCGACGACAAUAUAGUAUUAUCACAGUAUUACAAUUGUGGUAUUAUCUUCGUAAGUAAAUAAUUAAACAUUUUCAAAUAAAUCAAAAGUUAAAGAAACAGAUUUUAAAAUUGUGAGAAAGAAGAAGGCUAGCCAUAGAUAACAAUUGAAAAAUACAAAGACGGUAGAGAGGAAUGUAAAUGAUUAUUUCUCGGGAAGUAGGUACAUACUUUGCUAUAAAAUUCCAUAUAAAUAUAUUAAAUAAAUAGCUGACCCACGCAACUUCGUCUGGAAUGUGUAAUAAGGAAGGAUAGAGUACAGCAAUAGUAAAAUCUAGUUCCAGAUAAGGAUUUUUUUUCACAUAAUAUUAUUUUUUUAUUAUUCGAUUUUUUCAUUGCCGAUAACAUCUCCUAUUGGUUGUUGCGUUUAUAUCUCCUAUUGGUUGUAUUGUAUAUAUUUUCCCGAUGAAGUUAAUUUAUCAAGCAUAAUAAUCACUACAUAAGUACAUAGUAUAAAACAAAGUCGAUUUCUCUGUCCCUAUGUCCCUAUUUAUGCUUAAAUCUUUAAAACUACGCAACGGAUUUUGAUGUGUUUUUUUUUAAUAGAUAGAGUGAUUCAAGAGGAAGGUUUUAGUAUAUUAUAAUUUAUUAGGUUUUACUCUUCACUUUUAUAAAACUAGUACUUACAGAAUAUGAUAAAAAUUAUUUUUUUUACGAAUUUUCUCUAUCAAAAUGAUUUUUAUUCCGACAUUAAGAUAAGAAUAGAUGCUGUGCGGAAUUUUCAAUAUAUUGUAUAUUUCAUUUUUUGAAAUGUUACCAAAUGAGAUCAAUAUUAUUAACUGACCACCAAAUGAUUAUAAUAAAAAUGUCGUACAUUUGUGUCCCCCUUGUAGCAUAAAACAGUAUUUACAUUAUACUAGCAAGUAGCAAAUAAAUAAAAAAAUAUAUAUAUAAAAUGCUUAGAUAUAUAAUGAAAUAUCUGCUUAAAUAUAUAAUGAAAUGCUUAGAUCAAAUGUAUAUAUUGUGUAUAUUAUAAUUUCUUGAAAUAUAAAAACCUUUUAAAUAUUUUUACUUCAUGCAAAUUCGCGAUGAAUAUUGUACUCUACCUUUAACAAAUAUUUAUCGUUUCUCUUGUAAUACUGUCGAUGUUCAAUUCCAAUGUAUGGAAUUUCGAUAUAUUUCUGACUCGUUCAUGAAAUCAAGAGCUCUUACAAUUUCAUUCAUGUAUUCAAUAAAUAAAAUAAAAUGGGAGCAGUUCAACGUAUAAAUUACGAAAGAAUUGAAGUAAAUAACUAUUAAUUAUCAUGGUAAUUUGCUAAAUGCGUGCCUUUCUUUUAGCUUAAAUGUAAGACUUCUGAAUACUAAAGUCGAUCUACAUUCUACAAUAUACUAUGUUUCUCCUAUUCCUAAUACUUUACAAGUUAAAUAAAACCUUAUGCUAGUAGAUGUAAAGCUUAAAGUUUAUUGCUACUUAUAGAGGAAAGUAUUAAAACCUUAUUGGUGAAUUUACUGAGUUUUCAAUAGGUACAUUCCCAAUUUUAUAUUAAUUGUAUAACAAAGUUAAGCUAGAAUUAAAUUAGUUAAGAUUCUGCCAUAUUUAUAAGCGAUACAAUCUCCGUCCAUUUUGUCAGCAUGUAUGUUACAGGUUAACUACGGAAUUGUUUAGAAUGUGAUAUUUAAUAUAGUAAUAGUUGUAGUUGUAAUAUGUGUAUAAAAUAAAGAUAACAUGUUUUAUAAAAAAAU